Messenger RNA from Parascedosporium putredinis, 2352 nucleotides. The record is from the annotation of a GenBank genome assembly. NCBI's taxonomy places the organism in Eukaryota, Fungi, Ascomycota, Sordariomycetes, Microascales, Microascaceae.
AUGGUCACAGAGUCCCCAUUAAACGGUAUGACUGGUGGCGUUGGGUCUAUAACCCUGACCGAGCCCGGUCUGUCGCGCCCGCCGCCCAAAAGAGAAGACGUGCCGUCAUCUCUUGUGUCGAGUGUCAUCGGCGCAAGCAAAAGAACAUCCACCCGGUCUAUAUCGCCGGUGACGUCUAUUCCCUCCUCUGAUGGUGGUCCCAAUCGCCUUCCGGCGGCUGCGCGGCGGCUGUCGAAGUCGGUUGAGUCUAGGGAUGAGUUGGAUCCCAAACUGCCAGCGCUCAACCUGCAGGUAGAUCCUAGGUGUAGCAGGGAGCUGAGAGAGAAGUAUAAGAGCCUCAUCCGACAUCUCCCCGCCAAGUCUUACGUCGAUCAACUUGUAUCCGUUUACUUCAAGGAGGUCAACUGGCAUUACCAUGUCAUCGAGGAAGACGAAUUCCUGCGCAUGGCCGGUAUGAUUCGCGCGAUGCUAUCGGCCUAUCUUGCCGACAUUCUUGGAUCUUGGAACGCGCUCGGCGAGACCAUCACCCACGCCCGCAAAAUCGGCAUGCACGAUGACCUCCUGGACCCCAAACCCCCAGCGCUAAGCUCCAAGAUAUCCUGCGAUAAAUCGACUUGCGCUGUAGUAUUACGAACGGAUGGAUUCGACCCACCCACGCCGCUGGCGCGCAGUCUCUGGCUCUUUAGGUUGGCGGCACCGCUGCGCGAUGCGGAAUUUUCCGAGAAUGCGGACGCGAAAGUGGCCGAUGCGGCCAUGGCCGAGGCUGUGGGAAGGAAGAUGCUGGAGACGGUGCAACAAAUACCGCCCUAUUUCAGGCUCGAGUCGACCGAUUGGCGCUGGGAUAGCCACCCCGACUGUCCGUGGUUGACAGCCUCGAGGUUCUGUCUCGAGCAAUUUAUCCAAUUCAACGUCAUGGUUUUGCACCGGUCGUACAUACUCAGCCAAUCCACCAGCAGGACGGAGGCGCUGCGAGCCGCGAUCAAGCUCCUCAGCUGCCAGCAGAUGAGUUAUCAGGGUACAGGCACGGAUUCUUGGAAGAACUUUCUCCUGUUCUUCGGCAGCUUUGAUGCGCUAAUCCUCAUCUCCAUGGUGUAUACGCUGUACCCGCGGGAAAACAGCUGGCUUUAUGAAGAAGCCAAGCCGCAAUUUGACUGGACCAUGAAACGGUACAGGGCGAUGCAGAGCGUCAACCCUCUUGCGACACCAGCUAUGACUGCCAUCGAGUCGUGUUUCAAACGUAUGAAGGACACAGUCAUGUCCACGAUGCGAGCGGCGGAUCCUUUGAGCAUCGCCAGUAUCUGCACCAGCCCGACGCCACAGAGCCCGCCAGCCAUGUCGGAAGAUAGCUCGGCUUCGUCACCUCCACCCUCGGAGACGAAUCUUUGCUUCUUCACCCGCUGGUUCGGUAACCGCAGCGCCGCCAGGAACGCGGGACCAGCAUCCCCGACAAAGGCAGGUGUUCCCGAACAGAGCAUGGAUCUUUCAACGUCAUGUCCUGUGGGUUAUCUCCUCUUCAACCUAACGGGACUUUGCAAGUCCGCAGAAGAGGAGCGGCGGACGACAAUGCAUGACGAUAGCAGGCUAAUUCGGAGCGAGACGAAAGACUUCCGCCAGCCGUUUUACGAAGAGCAGUCCCCCUUUUUUCUCGCCAUGUCGCAUCCCAGGGUGGAAGAGGUGUCGGACAGCGACCUGUCGGACCCCUCCGAGGGCAACAUUUCCGACUUUGACGAGACCGACAUCCUCCGCGUAAACCCCUCCAAGCCCGCCUUCACAGUACGCCGCGGCAACGGACGCCAAAAGUACGCCGGCUUCCAGUGCCUGUACCCCAUCUACUUUUCAGCGCAGCACUCGCGGCACGAGGGCCGGCGGGUCGCGGGGUCGCUGGCGGUGGCGAACCCGAUCGCGCGGGACAUUGCGCACGCGUGCUCGCAGCUAGGGUUGCAGGUGCUGUUCGAGCCGGGCAAGUCGCACCCGCGGGACUGGGCGAACCCGGGCCGCCACCACCUGUACCGGCUCGUGGCCCAGUGGCUGCAGCGUAACCCCACCACCGACGACUCCCAGUCCCUGCGCUACCAGAUCCCCGGCGUGCCUGUGCCCCAGCCGGGCGAGGCGUGGCCCCGCCCCGCUAUCCCCAAGGGCUGGAAGAUGAACGAGCUGCUGCCCUUUGUCAGCCCCGCCAUGACGGGUGGUGGUGUGAGCGAGAACUUGUUCAAGGAUAUGAUGAAGGAGAUGCAGGGCGGUGGGGAUCCCAUGGCCGCGCUGAUGAAUGCCGCCGGUGGGCCGGGUCCCUCUGCGGCGGACGACGCUGGGAAGAAGAAGAAGAAGGAUAAGAAGGGCAAGGGCAAGGCUUGA